Scomber japonicus (chub mackerel) is the source of this 2398-nucleotide messenger RNA. RefSeq names its product F-box and WD repeat domain containing 8 (gene fbxw8). Gene Ontology annotation, cellular component: preribosome, large subunit precursor. Gene Ontology annotation, molecular function: protein binding. The record is from RefSeq and is a predicted model, not a curated record. Bases 47 to 2068 code for a protein of 673 amino acids. NCBI's taxonomy places the organism in Eukaryota, Metazoa, Chordata, Actinopteri, Scombriformes, Scombridae. The transcript is spliced from 11 exons.
UUACAACACUGCCGGGUUAUAUUUUGUUAGCUAUGUUUAAAAAAAUAUGGCUAAUGAUCUUGCUGCGUUCAGGGAGAGUUGGAAACAAGAAUUAACGAGUAAAAAAGAGGAGCAGCGACUUGUUUCUGCUUCUUCCACCUCCAGGAGUAUUCCUGAGCAGGCAAGUAACAGAGACUCGAAAAAUAGAUAUUUUGAAGACUUAAAAAAUCCCAGCAAAGAGCAAAGUGAGGCCUGCAGUCCUUUAAAAUCAGAUGGUUGCACUGAGGAUAAGGGACGUGUUGUAGGAGGAGGAGGUGAGGAGGCUGCAGCGAAGUCAGAGGAUCAACCUGAGUAUGUGUCCAUUGCACGUAGUUUGCUGGAUGGGAGGACUAGUCCCUUAUUGGAAAGGAUUGAAGAGGAGAGGAGCAGGAGGAAGAGGCAGUAUCAUAACGUGACAAAUGUCCGCAGCGCGUCCCUGCAACAGCAUCAACAGCAUCAGCAGCAUCAGCAGCAGCCUCAGAGAAAAGUCAAGAAAGACGAGGAGCUGUUGGAGCAACUCAUUCAGGAUCUGAAUGAGGUGAAUGACAUUCCCUUCUUUGAUAUUGAGUUACCAUAUGAGUUGGCUUUGAAGAUAUUCCAGUAUCUCAACUGUACCGAGCUAGGCAGAUGUGCACAGGUGAGCAGGGCAUGGAGAGCCCUUGCAGAGGACAGCGUGCUGUGGUUCAAGAUGUGUGUGGGGGAGGGAUACCAUCAGGAUGCCAGCGUGGCUGACUCCCCCUGCUGGAAGAGCACGCUGAGAGACUGCAGGAACUCGGCCAAAACUGUGCGCUCCAACUGGAAGAAUCGAGUGGGAUCCAUCAGUCAGCUGCAGUUCGAGCUGGGAAAGGUGCUGUGUGACGUCAGCUCCUGUGAUAACUUUGUCUUGGCUGGGUACACGUCUGGUGAUGUGAGGCUGUGGGAUACGCUGCACUGGGACUCAACAGCCUCCUACCUGAAGUGCAACAGUCUGUCAGCUAACACGAUCCCCAGACCUCAUGUUAAUCAUGUCCAGGUCAACAGCACAGUGGCUGCAGCUGCUUAUGAAGACGGCUGUGUGGACCUGUGGAGCACAGAGACAGGUGGAGAGCCCAUCCACCACUACCAGAUUCCAGGGAAGAUCCAGGCCCUUACCCUGAGCCCCGACAGUCCCGUCCUGGGCUCUGCUGCUGGGUCAGAUGUCAGGCUAGACCGUGCCGAUGACCGUGGCUACUGGAGGACACUCUGCCGGGUUCAGCUACCCAAGACCGUAGAGAGCUUGGUUUUGGUGCCAGGCAGGAAUCAGCAGGGCCCGCUGGCAGCCCUGGCGGCAGGAGAGGCUGUGUACCUGUUGGACACUUUGGAGGAGGAACCAAGGAUGCUUCAUUCAGUCUACGGUCAUCCCGUUACCUGUCUGGAUGCUUCCGACUCCAAUGUUGCAUUUGGGGUGAAGCGCACUGGCUGGGCCAUGCAUGAUGGAGGCAACAAGAUCCACGUCUACAGCGUAGAGACGGGUAAACAGACAGCUUGUGUUGGCAACUCACCUGGAGAUUUCACUUGCAUCAAUCUGAGAGACAGUCCCGUUCACCUGCUGGUGUGUGGAAACAAAGAUCGAAGAGUGAGGGUGUUUGACCUAAGGACCGGCUCCUCUGUGGCGUCUCUGUACGCCCACCACUUGGGUGUCACCUCGGUUCAGGCGGACGAUUGGAAGAUUGUGAGCGGCGGAGAGGAAGGAUUGGUGUGCGUGUGGGAGAUGAGGAUGGGAGCUAAACUGUGGGAGAUGCACAACAGGCAUCCUGUAAGGCAUGUACGUUUCAACAUUAGCAACCUGGUAACAGCCAACAUCCCAGAUGACAAAUCACCGCGGGGGGCUUGCAUCACAGACGAUGACCUCACAGCUCACCGCAGACACCGGGGAGUCAUCUGCCAUUACGACUUCUCUGAGGACGCCACCUCCCAGGAUCACAUUCUGCCCAUCUGCCGGUCCGAUUACACUGAAUCUUACGGCUACAACUACAACAUUGGCCUGACGGUGCCAUAUGACCGGCUGGCUGGUUCUCAUCCAUCCCACUGAGGUGGAGAGUGUCCCCUGUUGCAACUGGACAUAGUUGGAUAUGGUUGAAUGGACAAUAGAAACUUUCAUCCAAACUGUAUUCAAUAAUUUUAUUCUCAUUUCAAAUCAACGUUUUUAGAUGUAAUAUUGAGUUUAAUUGUAAUAUUUGUAUAUUAUCUACAGCUGUUUUUAAUUUACAGUGUUGGAUUCAGCUGCCCAGAUGUUUUACAGGAUCUCAGCUUUGCAAACUGUUACUGUAAAAAUUAAUGAUUUUUUUUUUUUAAAUUGAUGUUUGACUUGCUGGAUUUGAAUCAGUGUCGCUGUGCAACACCACAGCAAUAAAACAUGUCA